AUUCACUAUAGCUACACACUAAUUAAAUAUCAUUAAAAAAUAAUUGAAUAAAUUAAAAUAUAGUUGUUAUAAGAGUGAAGUUUUUAUUAAAAUAAUGUUUUUAUUUGUAUUUAUUACAAUUGUUGUUGUACAACAGACAGAUUUAGUUUCUAGUGAACCAACAUGCUUAUUACCAAACGAAAAUAGUAUAAAACGAAGUGAUUCUCCACCAAUAAUAAUUGAACAAGUAACAGCACCAGUAGUUCAUGGUGAAGAGCCCCAUUGGGAUGAUGAACAACAAGUGUUAUAUUUUGUCGAUGUUAGUAGUCAGAAUGUCUUAAAAUAUGAUCCAGAAACCGGUGAUGUUACAUCAGUACAUUUUAAUGGUGCUAAAGCUGUCACACCUGUGAUACCCGUAAAAGACCAUAAUAAUUUAUUCGCUGUCGGAGUUGAUCGACGUUUAACAUUAAUUGAAUGGAAUGGAGAAAAUUCUACCGUUAACUCACAGUACAAUAAUAAACAUUUUAAACUAUUAACAACUGUUGAUAAAUCACAUGAAUCAAAUCGUUUUAAUGAUGGUAAAGCCGAUAAAAAUGGACGACUUUGGAUCGGUACAAUCGGCCCAGAAGAUUCAUCCGGUGUUGCGCCAAAUCUAGCUACCCUAUAUCGUAUAACAAUUAAAGACAAUUUCUAUAAUGAUACCUCAAAUAUAGAAGUGACACCAGUGAUAUCGCCUGUUACAAAUAGUAAUGGAUUAGCAUGGAAUAAAGCAAAUAAUAAAUUUUAUUAUAUUGAUACGCCAACGCGAGCCGUUGUUAAAUUUGACUAUGAUGCUGAUAAAGGCACAAUAACAAAUAAGCAAGUGGCAUUCGAUUUGAAUAAAUAUGAUUUAGAAGGUUUUCCAGAUGGUAUGACAAUUGACGAAAAUGAUCAUUUGUGGAUCGCAUUAUGGGCUGGUGGGUCUGUUAUUAAAGUAAAUCCCGAAACCAAUGAAUUGUUGCAAUGCGUCGCAAUUCCAGCCCCACAUGUAUCAUCAACAAUGUUUGGCGGUGCUGACUUGGAUGAAUUAUAUGUGACAACAUCAAAACGAGAUUUAACUCCUGAGCAAAUUCAACAAUUACCACAAGCUGGAUCUGUAUUCAGAAUAAAAAAUUUAGGAGUACGUGGAUAUUUACCUCCCUAUAAAGUUGUUAUUGAUUAAAAUUGGAAAAAUUCAAUAAACAA
Messenger RNA from Chrysoperla carnea, 1203 nucleotides. RefSeq names its product regucalcin-like. Bases 95 to 1180 code for a protein of 361 amino acids. Gene Ontology annotation, molecular function: gluconolactonase activity; enzyme regulator activity; calcium ion binding. Lineage: Eukaryota; Metazoa; Arthropoda; Insecta; Neuroptera; Chrysopidae. The record is from RefSeq and is a predicted model, not a curated record. The transcript has 6 exons. Gene Ontology annotation, biological process: L-ascorbic acid biosynthetic process.